AAAAAUGGCCACCAGUGGGCACUCGGUGUAAAGUCCGCCCCAACCCAUAUGGUGGUAUUUGUAACCAAGUCCAUUUGAGAAGACAGUUACCAAGCAACAAGAGGAGAUCCACAUGAUCAAUCAUAUCAAUAACUUUUCAUAGAUUGGAUGGCUGGCUGUCCCCCUCUCCAAACUUUCAUGAUUGCACCAAGCAAGCCAAAAGGAAUUGUUUGUGUUCUUGUCAGAAAGAGCCACCCAACCAUGGCAUCACUGGGGAGCAGCAGUUCCUCAACCACAGAAUAUACUGUGCGUUUACCCAAAAAUGCAAGUAAGAAGUACAUUAUGUCUUUCAAUGUUGGAGAUAGAGUCAACUGUUCUUCUUGGACACAGGCUCGUAUGGAAAGGGAUAUGAGUGCUCGGAGGAUGUAUGGGGAAGAGGAGGUGCCGGAGGGUGCAGCUGGCAGUGAAUUCGGCAAAAAGCAACGGGAAGAAGCACGGCGAAAAAAGUUUGGGAUUGUGCGGCGAGAAUUCAAAGUGGAGGACCAGCCUUGGAUUCUCAAAGUCAACGGAAAGGGUGGCAAGAGGUAUAAAGGUGUAAAAAAAGGUGGGGUCACUGAAAACGCCUCAUAUUACAUAUUUACACAAUGUCCUGAUGGUGCUUUUGAGGCCUUUCCUGUGCAAGGCUGGUAUAACUUCACACCACAAGCCAAACACCGGACCCUCACCGCCGAGGAGGCUGAAGAGGAGUGGGGCAGGAGAAAUAAGGUGAUGAAUCACUUCAGUAUUAUGCUCCAGAAAAGACUGAGGGAGCAGGAGCAUGGUGAGGAUGAUGAGGAAGAGGCAGAGAAGGCAGGCAAAAAGAAAAAGAAGGGGAGGGACCUGCACAUUCACAACUUAGAAGAUGACUUUGAGAUGAGCAGCAGUGACACGGAGAGCAGUGCAGGAGAAGAUGGUGAGAGUAAGCCCAAGAUAAAUAAAGGAGUGGCGAAACAAAAAUCAAAGAAGAAAAAAAACAAUGAGGAUGAGGCCAUUGAAGAUAGUGACGAUGGCGACUAUGAGGGGCAAGAAGUGGAUUAUAUAUCAGAUGAAAGCAGUAGCAGUUCUGAGGAAGAGCUAGAGAAGGCAAAGCCCAACAAAGGAGAAGAGCUUCCUAAAGGAAUAGAUGAACUGUCUGAAAGUGAGGAAGAGAGUGAAGAGGAGAAACCAAAUGAAGAGGAAACAAAAGAUGACAAUGAGGAGGAGGAGGAGGAUGGAAAGAAAACACCAGUGCAAACAGAAAAGAAAAAGAAAAAAGACAGUAGCGGAGAAUCUGACAGUUCCGAUGACAGUGACAUCGAAGGCGAGACAGCAUCUGCACUGUUUAUGCUGAAGAAACGCACACCUCCUAAACGUGGAGCUGGACGUGGUUCUGCAGGCAGUUCCAGGACGGGUAGUCGCCCUGGGACGCCAUCUAUAGACUCUGCUGCAACCUCCAACACUCUCCGUGCUGCAGCCAAUAAGCUCGAACAAGGCAAGCGACACACGCCAGCAGCUGGCUCUGAUACACCAGCUGCCAAACGGAUUAAGUUGGAUCCCAGCAGUCAAAGCCCUGCUCCAUCUGGGAAAAGCACACCUCAAACACCACCAGGAAAAUGCACCCUGAGCUCAAGUGAUGUUCAGCUUACUGAAGAAGCCGUGCGGCGCUACCUGAUUCGGAAACCAAUGACCACAAAAGACCUACUGAAGAAGUUUCAGACUAAACGCACAGGCCUGAGCAGCGAGCAGACUGUCAAUGUGCUGGCACAGAUCCUGAAGCGCCUCAAUCCAGAGCGGAAGAAUAUAAAUGAUAAAAUGCACUUUUACCUCACAGAGAAGUGACGGAAGACACUGAGAUUAACUAUAUAGAACAUGACUCAUUCAGCUAACCACUGAAAGACUGUUCUGAGUUUGGGAUAAACCCUGUAGUAAGUAGGGUUUUUUUUUUUUUUUUUGCUUUGUUAGGGUUUUUUUAAAUUUUUUUUUCCUUUUUUGGCUUUGUUGUAAAUUCAUUUAAUUCAUUCUUUCAUUAAAGAUGCAUUGCAGUUCUAAAUGAGAAAAUAAAUCUGUUCUUAAAAUUG
Messenger RNA from Thalassophryne amazonica, 2075 nucleotides. RefSeq names its product general transcription factor IIF, polypeptide 1 (gene gtf2f1). Gene Ontology annotation, cellular component: nucleus; transcription factor TFIIF complex. The transcript is spliced from 15 exons. The record is from RefSeq and is a predicted model, not a curated record. Gene Ontology annotation, molecular function: TFIIF-class transcription factor complex binding; RNA polymerase II general transcription initiation factor activity; DNA binding. Gene Ontology annotation, biological process: transcription initiation at RNA polymerase II promoter; positive regulation of transcription elongation by RNA polymerase II. Bases 148 to 1836 code for a protein of 562 amino acids. NCBI's taxonomy places the organism in Eukaryota, Metazoa, Chordata, Actinopteri, Batrachoidiformes, Batrachoididae.